Eimeria necatrix is the source of this 1515-nucleotide messenger RNA. RefSeq names its product zinc finger (CCCH type) protein, putative. The coding region runs from base 1 to 1515 and encodes 504 amino acids. Gene Ontology annotation, molecular function: metal ion binding. The record is from RefSeq and is a predicted model, not a curated record. NCBI's taxonomy places the organism in Eukaryota, Apicomplexa, Conoidasida, Eucoccidiorida, Eimeriidae. The transcript has a single exon.
AUGAGCGGGUUUCCGGGGCCCCCGGGGGGCCCCCCGGGGGGCCUCCCGCAGACCUUCUUCAACUUCUACAAGACCCGGCUGUGCGGCCGCGCCCGCGGCCGCCCCUGCAGCUUCCCAGCCCGCUGCAGCUUCGCCCACAGCGCCGCAGAACUGCGGCCAGUCUUCGACUUGACUUGCACUCGGAUGUGCCCGCAGCAGCAGCGCAGCGGCUGCUGCGCUGCUGCUGCUUGCCGCUACUCCCACUCGCCCUCGCAGCUGCGGGCCACUUCUUGCUGCUUCAAGACUCAGCUCUGCAGGGCCUUCCAGACAGCAGCAGGCUGCCCCCUGGGCCCUCGCUGCAGGCACGCUCACGGGGCAGCAGAGCUGCGGCGGCCCCCGGAGGCUCUCUGCGCUGCUGCUGCUGCUGCUGCUGCUGCUGCUGCUGCGCGCCGCAGCAAGCUGCAGCAGCAGCACCACGCGCGACGCCGCGGACGCGCCGCGCUGCUGCUGCAGCACGCCGCCGCGCAGCCGUCGCCCCGCAGCAGCAGCAGCAGCAGCAGCAGCGGGGAAGCUGCAGCGGGCUGCGCGUCUCCUCGCCUCCGCCCCAGUUCGACCAGGCAAGAAACCGCUGCUGCUGCUGCUGCUGCUGCUGCUGCUGCUGCUGCUGCUGCUGCGGAGCCGCUGGCGGCUUCGCCGGCUUUAGGGCCCCCCCCGGGAUUCCCAGGCUCGCCUCAGCAGCACCUGCAGCAGCUGCUGCUGCUGCUGGCCAGUGGGUGUUUUGCUGCUCACAGCCACAGCCUGCCACUUUCUGUUUUGCUGCUGAGUCCCCCCCUGGCUGCUUCUGGCGCUGCAGCAGCAGCAGCAGCAGCAGCAGCAGCAGCAGCAGCAGCAGCAACGGCGGAGCCGCAGGGCGAGCUCAGGUGUACAGACACCCUGCUGCCCGCGCUGCCCAGGAAGAAGCAGAAGCCGCGAAAAGAUCUUUUUGCUGCUUUUGCAAAUAAAAAUAAAAAAGAAUUAAAAAAUAAAGAAAAAGAAAGAUUUGCUGCUGCUCUGGGGGCCUCCCCCAGCAGCAGCGCCUGGGCAGCUCUGGAGGCUGCUGCAGCACAGGUUGUUGCUGCUGCUGCUGCUGCUGCUGCAGCGGCGGCAAAAGACUCAGCAGCAGCAGAGUGCGCAAACGCAGAAGCAGCAGAAGCAGCAGCAGCAGCAGCAGCAGCAGCAGCAGCAGAUGCAGCAGACGUCAGGACUGCCAGCGUUUCCCCCGCCACUGAGCAGCACACAAGUUUGCUGCUGCUGCAGACUAUGCCAACUCCCACAGAAGCAGCAAAGAGCCUUUCUUGUGCUGCAGCAAUUCGCAGCGCCCUGGGCGAGCUCAGGCCGCCAGCAGCAGCAGCAGCAGCAGCAGCAACAGCAGCAGCAGCAGCAGCAGCAGCAGAAGGCAGCAGGAGGUUCCUCCAAAGCGUCGGCCGCACAGCCCCAGCAGACAUUCAAAGACACGCAGCACUCAAGGCCAUUCUUUGCAGGCAAAACAACAUGUAG